AAAAUGAAGAACUUCAUCAUUCUUCCCCGUAUUUUCUCUUUGUUUGUGAUAAUGAUGAUGAGUCUUCCUUUUCUGAAACUCACUGUCGGCCAAGUCAAUUACUUCAAUACAAUCUGCGAUCCCUACGGAAACUACAGUAAAAACAGUGUGUACGAGACCAACUUGAAUCUCGCACUUGCUAACCUCUCCUCGCAUGCUACUGCUGCGGUCAUCAAUGAUUUCUACAACUUCACUGUUGGCACUGACUCCGACCAAGUCUAUGCGCUCUACCUCUGUCGGGGCGACGUCAAUCCCAAACUUUGUCAAUCAUGUGUGGAGACUGCCUCAAAUAUGUUAACCACAGAGAAAUGUCCAAACAACAAAGUAGCCGUGAUUUGGUACGACGAGUGCAUGCUUCGAUAUUCAAAUGUUACCAUCAUCUCCAUCGCAACAGAUACUGGCUGGCACUGGAGAUACUGGUAUAGCACAUUCAAUGUUUCAAAUCCUAAUCAAUUAAGUCAGGUUCUUUCUGUUACAAUGAAUGAGCUGAUCGAGAAAGCAGUGAGCACGACAACAACACCACCGUAUUUUCAGACGGGAGAGGCAAAGUUGACUAAUUUUGAAACGUUGUAUUGCCUGGUCCAGUGCAGUCCAGAUAUCAAAGAGUUUGAAUGCAAAAGGUGCUUGCAAAUUGCAUUGACAAAUUAUCCAAAAUGGGGACCCGUAGGGAGUACAAAUGCAAAGUUGUAUGGGGAAAGUUGUCAAAUGAGCUAUGACAUUAAACCUUUCUACACUACUGCUCCGGCCUCCCCUCCUCCUCUUCCACCGUCGAUUCCACCAGCCACAAAUAAUAUUUCUACUCGAAAAGGAGGAAAUGGGACAAGGAGAAGAACCAUAACUAUCAUCAGUAUAGUUCUUUCAUUGGUUAUAUUGAUGGCAGCAUUAGUAGGUUUUCUCUAUAUUCUAAAGAGAAAGAGAUCAAUAGUACAAGGAAGAGGAAUACUUCAAGAUGGAGAAGAGCGAAAUGUUGAAUCCCAAGAUCAAUUCCUUUUAGUACCAUUGGAUCUCAUAAUUAAAGCGACACAAGGUUUCUCGAAAGUAAACAAGCUUGGAGAAGGCGGAUUUGGUCCAGUAUACAAGGGUACAUUAGUCGAUGGAAAAGAAAUUGCAGUUAAGCGACUCUCAAGAAGUUCAGGUCAAGGCCUAAAAGAGUUAAAGAACGAAGUCUCGUUGAUCGCAAAACUGCAACACCGUAAUCUUGUUAAACUCGUGGGUUGUUGCUUGGAAGGAAAUGAAUCCCUUCUCAUUUAUGAGUACAUGCCAAACAAAAGCUUAGACUUUUUAAUCUUUGACUCAACUCGAGCUCCACAACUAGAUUGGAGUAGACGUCUUAACAUCAUUGAUGGGAUAGCUCGCGGACUUCUUUACCUGCACGAGGAUUCUCGACUCCGAAUCAUACAUAGAGAUCUCAAAGCUGGCAAUAUUUUGCUUGAUCAUGAAAUGAAUGCAAAAAUAUCUGAUUUUGGAUUGGCAAGAAUUGUUGACGUUAAACAAAGUGGAGUAAACACAAGACGAGUAGUUGGAACAUAUGGGUACAUGCCACCAGAAUAUGCUUUUAAAGGAUUAUUUUCAGUCAAAUCAGAUGUUUUCAGUUUUGGAGUUCUUCUUCUAGAGAUAAUAAGUGGGAAAAGGAACUGCAAUUUUGAUAGUUCUGAAUCUGGAAAAAGUCUUCUAAUGUUUGCAUGGGAAGAGUGGAGAAAUAAUAAUGGUUUGAAGUUAAUGGACCAAUCUUUAGUGGAAAUGUGUGUGACAUCGGAAGUGUUGAAAUGCAUACAUAUCGGAUUGCUUUGUGUGCAAGAAAAUCCGUCAGACCGACCCACAAUGUCAAGUGUGGUCGUUAUGCUGCGAAGUGAUACAAUGAAACUCCCCAAACCAGGACAACCAGCAUUCUCAAUCAAACAACCUUCAUCGAUCUCAACGGGUUCAUCAUCACAAGAAGUUAAAGCCUUUUCCAAUAAUAUGGUAACAAUUUCAAAUAUAUCUUGUCGUUGA
Molecule: messenger RNA, 2031 nt
Organism: Impatiens glandulifera
Lineage: Eukaryota; Viridiplantae; Streptophyta; Magnoliopsida; Ericales; Balsaminaceae
Product: cysteine-rich receptor-like protein kinase 15
Exons: 8
Coding region: 4-2031 (675 amino acids)
Biological process (GO): protein phosphorylation
Molecular function (GO): ATP binding; protein kinase activity
Source: RefSeq, a predicted model, not a curated record